AUGCAAACUAUUCUUUAUAAUUCAGGUGGACAACGUCAUCUAGGUGCGUAUGGAAUUCUCUAUCAAGAAGAAAGAAAUUUUCAAGGUGUAGCAUCUGACUACGGAGCAAGGUGGGCAUUCCUAAAUGCCCCUGAAGAAGAUAGGAAACUUUAUGAGACGGAGCGAUACUAUGAAGGCGAACUCAGAUAUGUUUUUGACAUUCUUCAAGAUGGAGAUUAUGUGAUCAUCUUGAAAUUUUCUGAAGUUUAUUUUGAGAAACCUGGAGGAAAGGUAGCAUUCAACAUUUUGCUUAUCUAA
Molecule: messenger RNA, 297 nt
Organism: Strongylus vulgaris
Lineage: Eukaryota; Metazoa; Nematoda; Chromadorea; Rhabditida; Strongylidae
Source: the annotation of a GenBank genome assembly